This is a messenger RNA of Panicum virgatum (switchgrass), 3891 nucleotides long. RefSeq lists its product as uncharacterized. The record is from RefSeq and is a predicted model, not a curated record. The coding region runs from base 1004 to 3553 and encodes 849 amino acids. The transcript has 7 exons. Lineage: Eukaryota; Viridiplantae; Streptophyta; Magnoliopsida; Poales; Poaceae.
CCCUUUUCCUUGGCAGCCACUACGUGCCGAGCUUGAUCUUGAUCGCACACCUGUUGACGUAGAAAAAGAGGAGGUUGCCAAAAUAGAGACAAACGACAAAUCCAAAUCCCCUGCCCGCAGUAAUCUACAAAUCCAAAAGUACAGAGCAGGAGCACCCUCCAAAAUCCACCUUCUCCGACCGCCAGUAGAGGGGAUGGAGAAUGCGGGAAUGAGAGAGACACGGUAACGGCAGCGACAGAGAUUGGCGCAGCCACAGUGGCGAGGCCUCCGGCGUCCCAAGAAGCCUCUCUCCGGCCAGGCUGCAAGAACUGGUGCAUUUGCCGGAGACGGAGCCAGAAAAGGAAGGGAGGAUCAGAAAAGGAAAUUAGGAUUCGUCUGGCCCGUUCAUAGGGUUCUGUAAAAGAGGCAGAUUUUUUUUAGCUGUGAGUAUCCGUUGAUUUGCUAUUGAUUCUCAGUUUUGGAGGGCUGAAAAUUCGAUCUUGGCUCUGGUCUCUGUGUGUUUUGAGGGGUUCCUGUGAAGAACCAGAGAAUCAGAAGAGAAGAGAGUGGCUUCCUCGUCGGUUUUCUUUGGCCUUUGGGUUCUGCCUUUUGAGAUUGUUCUGAGUCACGGCUCUGUCUUGCCUGCGAGAUUCUGCAAUUGCUGGAGAAUGGAGAUGGAGAGAUUGGUGUACUCUGCAUGUUUGUUUUGGUGAAGAAGACUAGUAGCUGGAAUAAAGGGUUCCGCUUCCUUACUUCUGCGUGUUCUGAUCCUCCUGAGAUAUCCCUUCCUGCAGCUUCAGAGUUUCUCUGUUCUGGAUUCAGUUCGGCAUCUCGUGGAAACCGAGGAAGCACGGCAGUUUCAAGGACCUUCCGGGGGCUAUCAAAGCAUCCUAGUUUACGUACUGUCCCGGCCUGGAAUCGCGUUUUGGGCGCUGUGUUUGAAGCGUAGCAGAACUGCGUCAGCUGUAAUUGCUUGGUUCAAAGCUUAUCUAAAGCGAGUCCUUAGAAGGAAAGUUAUCUGAUCAUGUUCUCAGGUAUCAUGGCAAAAAAGAGUUACAAACAGCAUUCCAAGUCUGAGACAAUCCAGGUGGGCUGUAUGUCUGGGCUGAUUCGCAUGCUCGAUUUCCGCCGCAGUCCAAAACUUCUUUCAGAUGGGAGAGUCAAAAGAGAACCAAAAGGUUUUGAGGAUGUCCAUGAAAGCAUACCUGCUAACGAUAACGAAGACCAUAAGGUUGGACUGCUCUUUGCUGGUAGGGCAAGUAUUAAAACUUUGAUGGAAGAAGAGAUGGCCAGCAGCACAGAGCCCUUGAAGCAAGCACAAAGAAAUGUAACUGGUAUAUGCUGUGAGGAUAUUGAUCUAAACUUGGCUGCAAGUCUCAUGGAAAUCUACAGAAAUCGUACUGAAGGCCAAGAAAUCAGUAAUUCAGUUGAAUCAGGUCGUAGUUCCAUUUCAACUGACAAAGAAGACAAUACUGAUCCUCCUGCUCAGCUCUAUCAAAUCCCUUCCAGUAUUCAGAGAGCUCUGGAAGAUGUUGCUGAAGCAGUUAUAAGACAUCAAUCUGCAAACAAAAAAUACAUAACCAGCAGUGGUGAAGCCAGGUCCAAAGAAUUUGUUGAUGCCCUACAGCUACUGAGCUCAAACACGGAGUUGUUUCUUAUGCUUAUGCAAGAUCCAAGCUCUAGGUUGUUAGAAUGUCUCCAAAACCUGUACAUGUCACUAGGAAGUACAAAGUUAGAAUGUGACGAAGAAAUUGAGUUUCAAGGUAUGACAAAUAAACUAGAGCAGUCUGUGGCUUCUCCAAGUAGGGCGCAAAGAAGGCAUAAUUCUUUCUUGAAGGAGGAUAAGUUGGUAACGAGGAAACAACCAAAGUUAAAUGAUAGCUCUCGUGGCCUUAGCAGAAUAGUAAUCUUGAAGCCAAGUCCUGCUAGAAGUCACAGCAGUCUUAUCUCAAGUAGUGCAACUUCGUCACCACUAUCAAGUCAUAAUAAUUUGCAAGUUCAGGAAACCAAUGAUAAACCUGAUCGCCAAUUCUCCCUUAGAGAGCUGAAAAGGAGGCUAAGGAUUGCUAUUAGUGAAAAUCGGAAGGAUCACCAGUUAAACUCCAUGAGUACUACUUUUCAUAAAGCUGAAGCUGAUUCUAGCAAACAGCUUCCGGUCUCAAGUAUGUCGGACAGUUUGCCAAGUACAGAUUCUUCUGACAGCAAGGUAGCUGAGGAACCAUCAAUUGUUGACAAGGAAACAGUCACAGUAGAUAGUGGAAGUGGAACGAGAAAUGAUGUUGCUCAUGGUGUCGGCUCUUUCUCCUAUGAAAAAGCUAAGAUGUUUAUAGUUGAGAGACUAAAUGAUCAAGGAGAAGACAAGUCUCAGAUUGUACAGAAUUCUGAAUCAUUUGAGAGAUUAAUUUCAUUAUCAGAUAAUGCUGCAUUUUCUUCAAGUCAUUUACCUCAAGAGGAGAAUACUGGCAUAUCAAAUGAAGCUACAAAUCCGUUGAACUUGCAUACGAUUGAGCAAGAGGAUGGCUCAGCAAGUCCCAAACCAUCGAGGUUCUGCCAGGAGACAGAAUCAGAUGACACUAGCAACUUAGGUACAGAAAGUUUGGUUGAGCUCAAGACAGACCAUGGAAACCAUCCACAAUAUGACAGUGCUAUCUCACAGGAGUUGAUCAGCGAAGAGUUUAAGAUCAUGCAGGAUGCAGUGGAGAAUCCGCAACUAUGUGCUAAUACUGAAACUUUGCAGGAAAGUGUUGAAGGGAAAAAUCCAGACGAAUGUUCAUCAGAGGAACCACUAUCCAUGAGUGUGUUACAACAAGUGGCCCUUAAUGAACAAGAGAACCAUAGUCCAUCAGAAGUUGUUGAAUUAGUCAAGCCAUUUGUAUUGACAUUUCCUUACUCCCUGGAAAAUACUGAUGGCAAAGAGGAGAAACUGAGUCCCCAAUCCGUUCUUGAUCCUGCCAUAGGAGAAGUUACCAGUCCUGGACAUCAAACUCAAAAGCGAGAUGAGUUGUCCAAGCCUAUUUCUAGAGUUCUGUUCACAGAGCUUGACACUUCUUCAGCAUCCCCAACCUUGUGGAGUGAACCAGAAGUAGCUAUUUUGUAUGAUAAGGACGCAAGGGUUUCCUUCAUUAAGGCCGUGCUAGAAGCUUCAGAACUGUUGUCCGGGGAAAACUCGCAGAUAUGGUAUACAGAAGAGACACUGCUUGACGUAUCUGUACUGGCUGAAGUAGGAAACUCGUACUGCCUGACAGAUGAUGCAGUGCUUCUGUUCGAUUGUGUGGAAGAGGUUCUUCUCAAGAUAAGAUGCAAGUUUUUUGGUACCGGCCCUUGGCUUGCUUUUCUGAAGCACAAUGUGAGACCAGCUCCAGUAGGAAGACAUCUUGUUCAAGAGGUGGCUAAGGGCAUUGAUUCUCUUGUCGGUAAUGAGUUUCCAAACACUUUAGAACAGGUGAUGAUGAAAGGCUUGGACAGUGGGUCGUGGCUGGAUCUUCGACACGAUUCUGAAAGUGUUGUAGUUGAGUUGUGGGAUGAUUUGCUUGAUGACUUACUGGAGGAAAUGAUUUUUGAUUUGUGGCUUUAAGACUGUAGUGCUUUGUACAUGGAGGCAUGUUCGAUCAGUACUGACAGAACUAAUAGAUACAGAAACCUUUUUGAAAGGGUAGAGGGAAGUAAGUUCAGCAGGUUUCCGACAAUUGUAGAGUUAGGCAGUUCAUCAGUAUAGCUGAUUUCCAAUUUCUGUAUGAAUUUGUGCUUAUUGUAACUUGUAAGUCAAUCCUGAUUGCAUCUGGCUCCUGACACUAGAAUUAUUCAACCUAUGUACCAAUUUUAUUCUCUGUAGAGGUGUGGCAACAUCAAAAUAAGAGCAGUUGUAUAUAACUUGCCUUUUUUUAAAUGUUAAUUUCUUUGUUUUAAUUUUCA